CGUGGGGCCUGGACUUCACCGAGACCGAGGUCAUGCCUUCGUUCUACCUGCCCAACAUCAGCCGAGAACACUUCAGCCUCUACCUGCAGGAGACGGCUCAGAGGGAGAAGAUUCACGAGCGCUGUAAGAACAUUUGCCAGAGCAGAGACGAUCUGUCCGUGCCCACCAUCACCAAUAAUCACGAUAAAGCCAGAGCUGAACUGGAGCAGGUGCCCAAGAUCUUCAUGAAGCCUGAGUUUGUGCUGAAUGAUCCAGUCACGUUUAACGCUGUGUUGCCGUGGUCUCACUUCAGCGUCGCCGGGGGCAAGAACAGCCGAGAUGUUGCAUCGUCACGGUUACUGCAGGAAAAGUUGAGUCACUAUCUGGACGUGGUGGAGGUGAGCAUCGCUCGGCAGAUCUCUCUCCGCUCCGAGGCCUUUUUCCACGCCAUGUCAUCUCAGCACGAGCUCCAGGACCGUCUGCGAGAAACGGCAGACGCCGUGGCCAAGCUGCGCGCGCGCACCGCCGCCAUCGACCGCAUCAUGUGCCGCGGGCCGCUGCAAGCGCUGCGAGACACUCUGACCCGCAACAACUGCAUCAAGCUACACAACAAGCUCAAGCUGAUGGCGGCGGUGCACCAGACGCAGCCCACGGUGCAGCUGCUCCUCUCCACCUCAGAGUUCGUGGGGGCGCUGGAGCUCAUCGCCACCACCAAAGAAGUGCUGCAGCAGGAACUGCAGGGGAUUCACAGCUUCGGACAUUUGGGUUCUCAGCUCUGUGAGAUGGAGAGGUUGAUCGAUAAGAUGAUGGUGGCCGAUUUCUCCACGUACGCUCAGAGCGAUCUCAGCCGACCCUUUGAGGAGGACAGUCAGGUCCUGGAGAAGGAUCGCUUGCAGUCUCUGGUCUUUGGCCUGUUGAGACAGAGGAAGCUGGAUUUCCUGGACAUCUACAGCGAGGAGAUGGUGCGCGCCGCCAAGAACAUCGUUCGACAGUGUGUUGUGAAGUCCGUGUCGCAGAUCAGUGAGAUCGAUGCAGACGCAGUCAGAUUUCAUGAGCAGAUGCGCCUGAUGACGUUUCCUCAGUGGUUUGAUCUGCUGCUGGAUAUUUUUGAACACUUCAUCCUGUUCCUCAAGAGGAUCAAGGCUACGCUCAGCGUCAUCCGCAACGUGGUGCUGGAAGUGCUGGACAGCAGCCAGAGGAGUCGGCUAGCAGACGUUUCCUCGGCAACCAAUCAUUCUGACGGCAGGACCAAUGAGGACGAAGAGGAGGAGGAGUCCGGAGGCCCCGCCUUUCAUUCAGGAGAGGCGGAGCUCGCGUAUCUCACACAUGAGGGGCUGUUCAUCAGCGAUGCGCUGAAUGAAGCGGAGCAGCGCAGUAACGCAUCAGCACAUGCGCAAACGAGAGCUCAGACGUGCACAGAUGCCUGCGGGAGCGACUCGGCCUCCGCAACCACCGAAUCUUCCUCCAGCAGGGAACACAACUCCAACACUACCUCCUCCCUGCCCAUAGGGGGCGCUGCUGCAAUCAGUGAGGAUGUGAUGCCGUCAGAUCUGGAGUUGGGUCGGGUGGCCAAUAACGUUCAGGAGCUGCUGUACACGGCAUCUGACGUCAGUCACGACCGCUGCGUUAAAGUGCUCAUGACACGAGCCAAGGACGGCUCUCUGGAGCGCCUGAGCUCGUCAGAGUUCGUGUGUUUGAGUCAGGCGGUGGAGUCGUUCGUCUCAGACACUGAGGAGCUGUGCGGCCGGCGCAGCAUGAGCCUGAGGGGGGCGCUGCAGAGUCAGGCCUACCGCUUCGUGCAGCGCUUCCACGAGGAGCGCAAGACUAAACUCAGUCUGCUGCUGGAUAAUGAGCGCUGGAAGCAGGCCGAGGUCCCGGCUGAGUUUCAGGAUCUGGUGGACUCCAUCGCUGACGGACGCAUCACGCUGCCUGAGCGCAAACCCGCAGGGUCCGAGGACAGGAAGCCCAGUGAGUUUCUGUGUGUCGACGGGCAGAAGUAUGCUGUGGUCGGGACGGUGCUGCUGCUGAUCCGGAUGUUUCUGGAGUACUGCCAGUGUGUGAACGACAUUCCCUCCAUCACCACCGACAUCCUCACGCGCCUCGCUGACCUGCUCAAGCACUUCAACUCCCGCAGCUGUCAGCUGGUGCUGGGGGCGGGAGCUCUGCAGGUGGUCGGCCUGAAAACCAUCACCACCAGAAACCUGGCUCUGGCGUCUCGCUGUCUUCAGCUGCUGGUUCACUACAUCCCUGUGAUCCGAGCACACUUUGAGACCAGACUGCAGCCCAGACAGUACAGCAUACUGAGACACUUCGGCCACAUCACUAAGGACUAUAACGAUCACAUCGCAGAGAUCUCUGCUAAACUAGUGGCCAUCAUGGACAGCAUGUUUGAGAAGGCUCUGUCUAAGUAUGAGGUGAAGGCGCCGAUGCCGUCUGCAUGUUUGCGUAACGUGUGUAAACAGAUGGCCAAAAUGCACGAGGCCAUUAAUGAGCUCUUACCAGAGGAGCAGACGCAGAUGCUGUUCCUCAGGAUAAACGCCAGCUUUAAACUGUAUCUGAAGAGACAGUUAGCGCGGCUGGGAGUCUUCAAUGACGGCGGACCUCAGAACGGGUUGGUGAUGGUGGACGUGGCGUUUUACUCGGAGAACGUGCAGGCUCUGCGCUCUCUGGAGCGUCUGGACUUAAACAUGCCGGAGAUCUGGGAGCAGAAGAGGUGAUGACGGACAGCUCGUGCCGGCCAAUCAGGCCUCUCCGUCACGUCUGCCAUCACGGUGACCAGCUCUGAGGUCAGUGGAUGAACCGACUCGGCACUCGAGGUCUGGUGUGUUUGAAUACCUCCGAGACACUUCCCCAAUCACUGAGAGACUCCUGUGUGAACAGGACGGGCCCCGGGGGACCCGCAGAUUUCUUACGGAGACCAAAUCAGGCCAAGCUGGAGUGGUGGAUCAGGCGCAGCUGGGAAUUGUGGGGAAUAUGUUGUUUUGUUGUUGUAAAGCAGAGACUCGUCCUCAGUGCCUCCUUCAGUACCGCCACAACAGUGCAACGCUCCAUUCGUGUGCAAUUCUGUCUGAUUAUUGUUAUUAUUAUUGCUGAAUUAUUUAAUCACAGAGGAAUCAUGGAAUAUAGGUUAUUUAU
This is a messenger RNA of Cyprinus carpio (common carp), 3114 nucleotides long. RefSeq names its product VPS54 subunit of GARP complex (gene vps54). Gene Ontology annotation, biological process: retrograde transport, endosome to Golgi; Golgi to vacuole transport. Gene Ontology annotation, cellular component: GARP complex. NCBI's taxonomy places the organism in Eukaryota, Metazoa, Chordata, Actinopteri, Cypriniformes, Cyprinidae. Gene Ontology annotation, molecular function: syntaxin binding. The record is from RefSeq and is a predicted model, not a curated record.